AUGUCCGCCUUCGUAGAUGGGACGGCAGGCCAACGCGCUCGUGGUGGCGGAAAGCGCAACGGCGGCAGGGCUGCCGCGGCCAAGGGCGGUCCCUCGGGCAGGCAGUCGCAGGAUGCAGAUGGAGGCGACGAGGGGGAUCAUGCCGAGCCGGAAGCUCGUGGUGGCGGAAAGCGCACCGGUGGCAGGGCUGCCGCGACCAAGGGCGGUCCCUCGGGCUCGCAUGAUGCGGAUGGUGGCGACGAGAAGGAUCAUGCCGAGCCGGAAGCUCGUGGUGGCGGCAUACGCAACGGCGGCAGGGCUGCCGCGGCUAAGGGCGGUCCCACGGGCAGGCAGUCGGAGGAUGCAGAUGGUGGCGACGAGGGGGAUCAUGCCAAGCCGGAAGCUCGUGGUGGCAGCAUGCGCAACGGCGGUAGGGCUGCCGCGGCCAAGGCCGGUCCCUCGGGCUCACAGGAUGCGGAUGGUGGCGACGAGAAGGAUCAUGCCGAGCCGGAAGCUCGUGGUGGCGGCAUGCGCAACGGCGGCAGGGCUGCCGCGGCUAAGGGCGGUCCCACGGGCAGGCAGUCGGAGGAUGCAGAUGGUGGCGACGAGGGGGAUCAUGCCAAGCCGGAAGCUUGUGGUGGCGGCAUGCGCAACGGCGGUAGGGCUGCCGCGGCCAAGGCCGGUCCCUCGGGCUCACAGGAUGCGGAUGGUGGCGACGAGAAGGAUCAUGCCGAGCCCGAAGCUCGUGGUGGCGGCAUGCGCAACGGCGGCAGGGCUGCCGCGGCUAAGGGCGGUCCCUCGGGUAGGCAGUCGCAGGAUGCGGAUGGUGGCGACGAGAAGGAUCAUGCCGUGCCUGCAUGCCGUGGCGUUAACGAUCAUGAUGAGGACGAGCCAGCAGCUGUGACUGAUGGGAAAGGUGGACGUGAAGCUGUGAUUCCCUACCAACGGCGCAAGGCUGUGGAUCCGAGCAGUUGCGACCAUAAGGCGAGACAAGCUCGGCACGGCCCCAAUGUGCACGUUUCGAGCUCGUCUGGUUCCGAGGAAGAUUCGAGCGACAGUGAGUCGGGCAGCUCAUCCGGGAGUGAGGAGGUAUACGAGGACGAGGUUGAGGAGGAGGAGGACGAGGAUGAUGAGGAGUUGGAGCCGGAGAGCGAGGAUGGGGAGGAGGCUCGGCCUUUGAAGAGGAGGAGUGUGCGGAAGCUCAAGAAGGGCAACGCUAAGCAAAAAUCGGAGAGGGGACGGGUGAAGAUCUGUAAACAGAGUGUGCGUCGUGCCAAACCACAUGGCAAGCGCCAGAGACCUCGAUUCGAAGCUAAAAUAGUGGGUGUGCAUAGCAAGGCGAAGCGGGAGUUGAAUUUUUACGAAUCAAUGGGGAUACGAUGUCCAUCAAGCUCUCAUGAACGGCAAGCCGCGGACCCGUACGCUGCGUUACGCGAUCCGAUGGGUUCGGCUGGGAAGGGAGAUCAGAUGGCUUGGGGGUCAGCGCGGUUUGGCAAAGAAGCGAUGGACCCGCCCCCCAACCAUAUGGGGGGUCGCGCGGUUCAUGUGAAGAACGAGGGGGCAACGAAGCGGCACGAACCCUCGGUAGCUGCAGCAGCGAAUGACGGUGUGGGAGGAGGUGUGUGGGCGAAUGCCUUGGGUGAAUGUGGCGGCGGUGUGGAAGGCUCCAUGUGGGAUGUACGGGAGAGCAGGGGAGAAGGGGGGGACGAAAAAAUGGAUCCGGCGACUAAGGAGGGGAGGGGAGAGAGCAUGGGCACACCUGGCGCAUCCAGUCGGCCGGAUGUGGCUGGCGGCAGGACUGUGGAGCAGCUCAUGCGAGAGCUUGCCCAGCGGGAUCGCGAAAUCGCUGCACUCAAGGCAAGGCCAGGAUCAAAAGGAGCUGUCAAGCCCUGCACCCCUCCAUCUAGGCCUCCUCCUCUAGCAUCUCUGUCGAGCGGCCCAUCUAUAGGGGGCCUCGAUCCAGACCUGCAGCUCUCUCUCUCUCAACCCCUCUUGCUGCUGGUAAGCGUGUUUGUGGCAUUAUGCGCAGUGAUAGCGGCAAGUCUGCAGUGGGAUAGGCAUUCCCAGUACGCCUCGCUUCAGGGACGUGGCGCUGGGCGUACGAUGCUCUCACAUUCUGCUAUGGUGAGCUCUGGUGAGCUCUGGGUCGCGGGCAGAAUCGAUUUCGCGAUCCCGCUGGGCAAGCUCUCGCAUGAGCUGCUCCACAGUCCUGCCGCCAGCCACAUCCGGCCGACUGGAUGCGCCAGGUGUGCCCAUGCUCUCUCCCCUCCCCUCCUUAGUCGCUGGAUCCAUUUUCUCGUCCCCCCCUUCUCCCCUGCUCUCCCGUAUAUCCCACAUGGAGCCUUCCACACCGCCGCCACAUUCACCCAAGGCAUUCGCCCCAACACCUCCUCCCACACCGUCAUUCGCUGCUGCAGCUACCGAGGGUUCGUGCCGCUUCGUUGCCCCCUCAUUCUUCACAUGAACCGCGCGACCCCCCAUAUGGUUGGGGGGCGGGUCCGUCGCUUCUUUGCCAAACCGCGCUGA
Molecule: messenger RNA, 2505 nt
Organism: Closterium sp. NIES-65
Lineage: Eukaryota; Viridiplantae; Streptophyta; Zygnematophyceae; Desmidiales; Closteriaceae
Source: the annotation of a GenBank genome assembly